Messenger RNA from Prunus mume (Japanese apricot), 881 nucleotides. RefSeq names its product 60S ribosomal protein L36. NCBI's taxonomy places the organism in Eukaryota, Viridiplantae, Streptophyta, Magnoliopsida, Rosales, Rosaceae. The record is from RefSeq and is a predicted model, not a curated record.
CAAAAAUUGUUCUCUCUCUCUCUCUCUCACCUCUUUUCUGUCUGCCAAAAACCAGUCUAUGCUUUCACUAAACUAAAUUAGAACAGAGCAUGUUGAUGGAUUGGAAAUGACAGUUGUUUUGUUUCUGCGAAGUGACAACCACCCAGCUUUCUACAUACUAGGGAGGAAGAAGAGAAUAAUGGCUCAUCAGGAUGAAGGGUGGCCUUUGGGAUUGCGACCACUGAAUGCAAGAGUUGGGUUGAUCAGAAGCCGGGAUUUCUCUGCUGGGUCGGUUUCAUUCAGCACUUUGGUCAGUGGCUCCCCCAACCCCUCCAUUGCCGCUUCUUCUUCUUCUUCUUCCUCAGAUCUUGAUACAGAGUCAACUGGGUCUUUCUUCCAUGACAAGAGCAUCACUCUAGGGAGGCUCCUUGGUGUUUCUGGCAUUAUAGGCCUCUCACGAAGAUCAACAAGGAGAAGGGCACUUGAAACCUCCAAAGGAAAAAAGAACCACAAAUCCAAACCUUGGUUGUUUUCACUCUGCUCCAAGCUAACCAGCGACUCUGUGAAUGAGAGUAAUAACACUCCAUCCUUAGCUCACUUUCUUGAAGCAGAAAGGAGAGCAAGUAAUAACAACAUUAACAGAAGAAAUCACGGUGGACCGAUUGAAUACGGAACUGACAAUUUCUCACCGGCUGUGCCGGUUUCAGACCCCAACAGGCUAUUCGUAGACGGCCUAGUAGCAGCUGGUCAGCCAAGUUCUUCAGAGAGAGCGGAUGGUGGAGCAAGAUCCAACAACAGGGAGCUAUUAGAAUAUGGCAAUGGAUUUGGAACGACAUUAGUGUCUUCAUGUUUGUGUGGACAACUCGUGAAAUGAUUGACCCCUCAUUGGAAUUUAUAUUUAG